Molecule: messenger RNA, 1044 nt
Organism: Anopheles aquasalis
Lineage: Eukaryota; Metazoa; Arthropoda; Insecta; Diptera; Culicidae
Product: cell cycle control protein 50A-like
Cellular component (GO): plasma membrane; endoplasmic reticulum; Golgi apparatus
Source: RefSeq, a predicted model, not a curated record
AUGCCCAACACGAGAAUCAGCCAGAUCAGUUCGGAUUUGCAUUUGCGAAGACCUCCCAACACGGCAUUCCAUCAGCAACGCCUCAGCACCUGGGAACUCACAUGGAAACCGCGUGUUAUCUGGCCAAUACUCACCAUAUUCGGGAUCAUUGGCCUGCUCGUCGGUCUAGUGUUGCUGUACGUGUCCUACAACACCCCGGAAUACACGCUGGAUUACACCGACUGUAUCGCGACGGAGGAUUCCGCUGGACGAAGCUGUUCGGAUAUCAUUGCGACAACCCCCGGCGAGGUAUGCCACUGCGAGAUGACCUUCACGCUUGAUCAAGCCUUUCCACGGAGAGUCUUUCUCUACUACGGUCUGCGUAACUUCUACCAGAACCACCAUUACUACACCCGAUCCCGUGACGAUCGACAGCUCCGGGGAGUGCUCUCGAACACGCCGUCCGAACGAUGUGAACCCUUUAUCUAUGCGUACCGUGGUGACCGGUUGCUGCCCAUCGUCCCGUGCGGUUCGUUAGCCAAUUCGCUCUUCAAUGAUUCAUUCACGUUGUAUGCGCUGUCGGAUGUCGCUGCUCCUCGCGUUGUGCCACUGGUCAGUGGUCGAUCGCUUUGGCCGCAUGAACGUGCCGUCAAGUUUCGCAAUCCGCGCGGGAACCUACGUCAACGGCUGGUGAACUAUGCUCGACCACCUUCUUGGUCCCGUGAGCUCUGGGAAUUGGACCCAGAUCAUCCGGACAACAACGGGCUGCAGAACGAAGACUUGAUCGUGUGGAUGAGACCAGCAGCACUUUCGAACUUUCGCAAACUGUACCGUCAGGUGGAUGAUUCGAAGGCUCCUUUUCAGGAUGGGCUACCGAGCGGAAACUACAGCCUGCACAUUGCCUACCGCUAUCCCGUGCACUCGUUCGAUGGACGGAAAUCUAUCAUCCUGAGCUCACCGUCGUUGUUGGGUGCACGGAAUCACUUCCACGGCUUGGCGUGUAUAAUCUCCGGUAUAAUAUGUCUCGUGCUUGCAUGCGUUCUUGCGGCACUGCCCUGUUGGUGA